This is a messenger RNA of Ictalurus furcatus (blue catfish), 3436 nucleotides long. RefSeq lists its product as uncharacterized. The transcript has 7 exons. The record is from RefSeq and is a predicted model, not a curated record. The coding region runs from base 1301 to 1765 and encodes 154 amino acids. NCBI's taxonomy places the organism in Eukaryota, Metazoa, Chordata, Actinopteri, Siluriformes, Ictaluridae.
AAUACACCGCACCUCUCCUGCAACGCUCUGUAUCACCACUGCGUCGCAGACCAACCGGACGCGAUCAAUUCAACUUCUCGAAUUGUGUGGCUCUAUAACUGCCUAGAUCGCCUUCACGAACUCCUGCGCAUGCUGCCUCGCCUGUCCCUGGUGACUAAACUGGGAAAGUAUUGAGUAAAAAACAUAUUUGUUAAUUAAAUUCAUUUGUGUUGUUUUUACUGUGGCAGUGAUCCUCUUAGGCACUUUACAGCGUGCUAAAUUCAAGCGCCCUGCGUGCAGGCUGAUUUGUUACACCGAAUUUCAGUGCUUCAUCUGGGUUAUUUUUCUAGUAUUGCAUCCAUCCUCUUAAAUGAUGCUUUUCAUGGCCUUAGAAGCUGAUUUAUUAAACAGUUAGAGUUUUUGCAGCUUCACGAAGAGCUAAAUCAGAUCUAAACGUGGCUAAAUGGCAUUAAAACAACAUUAAUUUGGGCGAUUUCUUUAUUGCUGCAACCUUCUGCCCGGCCAUUGUGUUGCAUGCACUUGCAAGCUGAUUUGUUAAAUAAUUAAAGACGCAUUCUGCUGCCCUUAUUGAUCGGCCCCAGCAUUUUCGCAGACAGAUCGACUUUCUUGUUGUUCUGCAAUGAAAUCUUUAUUUCAGCCCCGUGGAAAAAUCCAAGAGCGCAAGCUGCAGACGCGUCGAAGGGCAUCGGAUCCAGGAACGGUGCCCGCUGCCAACCCACUUAUCCGAGGAUCAGCUUUCAGUUUCCUCACCUCGCCGUUUCGUGGCCUUUCGCGGGGUCUCCUGAUGAGAUGACGGGGUCUCCUGUCAUGGAUGAGAUGGAUGAAAGCUCCUCAUAAAGCGGUGGAAAUCCUCCGUGUGGCAGGGUGUGGGGUCACUUCUCCUCCUCUGCAGCGUCUACGGAGGUCCUUCAAAUUUGCCUGCUGUUUAUUCUAACCUCUGACCAACAUUAUAUCUGCUUUGGAAGCCUGUCCACCAAACAAAUAAAAAAAAAAAAAAAAAAAGUGGUGUGACUGGAUAGAAAUGUUGGGCAUAUGAUUGAUUCUGCCCGUAUUGCAAAAGUCAUGAUGGCAAUGGCAGAAACUGCAGGAGUACCUCUGGCCUUAUCUGAAACUGUAUACAGUCCAAGAGUAAUAUUUCUUCUAAAAGAAUCUUAAUGAAACAGGUGUGGAAACUUGAGGCUGUAGGGCACAAGCCCAUUUUAUUUAUUGGCAAACACGAUAAAAGGGCUUCGAAUAAGUGGGUUGCAGAUAUUAUUAUCCAUCUGCACCCCACGCCUGGUACAAGAAAUUUUUGGAGAAGAUGCAGAGGGCUUAUGAAUUUAUCUUGACAAAAGGGCAAAAGCCGGAGAGCCUCGCCGUGGAGCAGCCGGAGAGCCUCGCCGUGGAGCAGCCGGAGAGCCUCGCCAUGGAGCAGCCGGAGAGUCUCGCCGAGAAGCAGUCAGAGAGCCUCACCAUUGAGCAGCCGGAGAGCCUCGCCGUGGAGCAGCAGGAGAGCAUUGCUGUGGAGCAGCUGGAGAGUCCCACAGAGGAGCAGCCGGAGAGCCUCACCAUUGAGCAGCCGGAGAGCCUCGCCACUGAGCAGCCGAAGAGCCUCGCCGUGGAGCAACCGGAGAGCCUCACCGUGGAGUCCGGAGACUCCGGAUUUGAAGUUCACUGGUUGCCUUGCACAGUGUGUGAUGUCUGUAGCAAGAGAAAGCUCCCUGGUCCUGUAGCUGAUCUCGGCAGCAAGUCGUCCUCUGAGGUAGGCUGUAGUAAACUGAAGUGAGGUCGAUGGUCAGUACUCAGAAGGAAACAGCGGUGAGGUGGAGGCAUCUGGAAGAGCUAGAUCCGGCGAGCAGGCCCUUGAGGCUUCGGGACGUGCAUCCCGACGAUGAGAGAGAAAACAAACAGAAAGGUAUUGGUGUGGCUGCCGUUCACUUUAAAGAAGAGUUAUAGUGUGUAAAGAGUUGUUUCUUUUUGUUCCAGCAGAUUGUGCAGCCUAGCUGUGAAUGGCUGAAAAUAUAAGUAUUCAGUCCGGACGUAAAGUGAGAGAGUGCGUCUGAAUUCGGAAUGCUUGGAAGACUAUUACGUAAUUUUGGAGACAGAUAGGAGAAUGAUCUACCUCCUUGUGUGGGUUUAGAACAUUCUAUUAGUACGAGCCCAGAAUUUUGUGAUUGAAGCAGACACAAUGGAUUGUAAUAAUGAGGAGCUGGACCAUUUAGUGCUUUCUAAGUAAUUCGCAGAAUUUUAAAAUUAGUUGACAGGCAGCCAGUGUAUUGACAACAAAAUGGGGCGGAAGUGAUCAUAUUCUCUGUUCCUAGCGGCUACAUUUUGAACUAGCUGAAGCUUAUUUACUGAGCCUGCAGGACAUCCAUCCAGUAAUGCAUUACAAUGAUAGCAGUGAUUCAUACACACAAUUCGAUUCAUUCUUCAGCAUCUCAAACACUAAGCAUGUCUCAUAAUUCAGCAGUAUUUCUAAGACGGAGCAUGCUGUUGGACAUAUGCUGGAAAUGUGAUUUUCAAACCACGGGUCGCAGUCAAAACAUAAAGAUCUGAGUUCCGGACCGCUGUGGACGACGUAACAAUACAUCCAUUCAAAGAGAGUCAAAUUAAUAACCUUGCAUCUCAUUUAGGGAGGUUUUUGGACCAAUAAUUAACAGCUCUGUUUUGCCAGAGUUGAUUAAAUACUGUAGGAUGGUGCUGGAGUUUGUUCCAGCGGCGUCUCGCAGUGAAGAUGAGAGCAGUGUGUAGAAGUGCCAGAUCUGCUUGGAACACAACAGGAAAACAUGCUGAAAUUUCAAAACUUCUUCCACUUCUGCACGUCAUCGCCCAUUUCCAACUAGCCCAAGUGUGUUUUUUUUUUGUUUUGUUUUUUUAAAUAGUUCAGUUAGCUUAACGAAUAAUGACAAUUUAAUCCCUCGGCUCAUCAGAAACAUUUUGAAAUGUACAGGAACUGCAUGGAAAAUCGCAGUAUUAAAAGUAACUAGUAACUAAAGCUUCCAGACAAUUGUAGUUUAGUAAAAAGGACAAUAUUUCCCUCUGAGAUGCCGUGUAGAAGUAUAAAACUGUGUAAAAUGGAAAUACGCCAGUUUCAGUACGUCCAAGUACGUCCAAUUUGUACUUAAGUAAAUAAUCGAGUAAAUGUACUCGGUUACAUUCCACCACUGGAGUUAGACAGGGUUGAUGCCACUUUAACAAGCAACAUCUUUGCUCUGGGUUUUAAUGACAUCAUGUGCACUUGUGAUACUUUACAGUGGCAAAACCUGGGAUGACACAUGGGAGCCUGCCAGCCAAUUUCACAGCAAGUCCCCACAUCAACCAGCUUUCAGCACGACAGCCUAGUCACCGUAAACACCUGGACUCGUCAAGCACCCUUCACUUCAGUUUAUUUUGGAGUGUUCUUUUUUAAUUAUUAUUGUUUUUGCUUGCUGUUCUUCGGUAAAGUUUUUACACAGUA